Messenger RNA from Ctenopharyngodon idella (grass carp), 4931 nucleotides. It is a transcript of the gene rps6kc1, whose product is annotated as ribosomal protein S6 kinase polypeptide 1. Gene Ontology annotation, biological process: protein phosphorylation. Gene Ontology annotation, cellular component: early endosome. The record is from RefSeq and is a predicted model, not a curated record. Gene Ontology annotation, molecular function: protein kinase activity; ATP binding; phosphatidylinositol binding. The transcript is spliced from 16 exons. The coding region runs from base 84 to 2963 and encodes 959 amino acids. Lineage: Eukaryota; Metazoa; Chordata; Actinopteri; Cypriniformes; Xenocyprididae.
CUGAUUAUUAUUCAUGAGCUCAGCUGUAGCUCUGCUGUCUCUUGUACGGGUAAUUGUCUUGCUAUGGCGAUGCUUGUCUCAGUAUGAUCUCCGCGCGGAACAAAGACGAAAUUGUGCGAUUCUACACGGUCACCGACCCUACGACACACAAGAAAGGCUACACGGUGUAUAAAGUCACGGCCCGGAUUAUCUCGCGUAAGAACCCAGAGGAUAUUCAGGAGAUCACAGUGUGGAAAAGGUAUAGUGAUUUCAAAAAGCUUCAUCAAGACCUUUGGCAGAUACACCGAAACCUAUUUGGGCAGUCAGAGCUCUUUCCACCCUUCGCUAAAGCUAAAGUCUUUGGUCGUUUUGAUGAUUCUGUGAUUGAAAAGAGAAGACAGUGCUCAGAGGAUUUGCUGCAGUUCAGCGCUAAUAUUCCUGCUCUGUAUGGCAGCCAAUACUUACAGGAUUUCUUUAAGGGUGGUGAGGUGCAAGACAGCUCUGAGCUCAUCGGCCCAGCUGAGCCCUUCUCCGAUUUUCUAGCUGACAGUCUCUUAGAUAGCAGCUCUGAAGCUCCCAAACAUAUCAGUUUUGUGGAUGAUUUAAUAGUGGCCAAUCCAUCUGAACAUGAGCGUGGCAGUGGUUACAGUGAGCUGAAUUCUCUUGAGGUUGAUGGAGACUCUCUGGCUGCAGUGGGUGAUGGAAUGGCAUCAGGCAGCAUCAAGCACACAGCAACACAAAGCAACUCGUCUCCCAUCCCACAGCCAGUGACGUCCCCAAGCCGGGUGGGAGUAGUGUCCAGUCAUACCAGUGGGACUUUGAGCUUUGCCUCCAGUCUCAGGAACUCCACAGAGAAGGAGGACUACCUGGAAAAGGCCAGUGAGCUGAUCACUCUAGCUGUCCAGAAAGAGGUAGAGCAGGAAUUUGCAGUGGCAUUUUCCUACUAUCGUAGAGGUGUGGAUCUUCUGCUGCAGGGUGUACAAGGAGAGGCGAGUCCCAGCAGAAGGGAGGCUGUGAAGAGAAAGACGGCAGAAUAUCUGAUGCGUGCCGAGCUCAUUUCUGCACAGCUCAAGGACAGCAUGGGCCAAAGCUCCACUCAAAGCAGGGCAUUGGGCUCGCAGUGCUGUGGUGGCUCGUGGUCGGAGCAGACUUACUCUGAUGAGCUGAAGCACUACAGAGUUCUGGGUGUUAUUGAUAAGGUGCUGUUGGUGAUGGAUAAGAGAACGCAGGAAACUUUUAUUUUGAAAGGUUUAAGGAAAAGCAGUGCGUGUGGGCGUGUUAAGAAGACCGUUGUGCCUCGUUCUGUGCCUAACAUGGUACAACUGGAGAAAUACAUCAUCUCAGAGGAUUCCAUCUUUCUUUUACUGGAGUAUGCUGAGGGUGGUAAAUUGUGGACUCAUAUCUGCAAGUAUCUGCAUGGCAGCAGUCCUGACGAAAGCUUCAACAUACCUUUCAUCCAGAAAGCUCACUCUACAGCUAUACAUUCAGCCCUGAACCCUGUGCCUACCUGUUCCAGCAGUGUGGAUUCUCGGGGCCUAAGCAUUGGGGAGCGUCCAUUAGAAGCCCAACUGCCAGACUCUGGUGCCACCUCUGAGGAGGAGUGCACUAACAGCUACUUGACGCUGUGCAAUGAGUAUGAGCAGGAGAAGCUGGAGCCGGAGGAAGACCACUGCACACUUAUUCCUGUGGCAACACAAAAGCAUACAUCUUCAGGGUUAAACACUGAUAGUCUAUGCUCUCCGAUUUCAAUGCAGGAGCUGUGCUUCUUCACUGAGGAGGAUCAACUGGCUGGCUUUAUGGAUCAAUGCACAUGUUCAUCCGACCAUCUGAACCAAUCACCGCCCAAGGAGGAGCUGUCUUACAGUGACAGUAAAGAUUUCUGCAAGCCACUGUUGGUACCCUCAGAUGCUAGUAUAGAGGUGUCAGAGGAGCCACUGGAGAAUCUACAGGAAGUGUCAGAUCUCUGGAGGUCUGACGGUGAUCAAUGCUCAAAUGAGUUGGUGCCAGUAAUUUCCUUUAAAGAGGCUGUAUUGGAGGAUGCCAAUGUCAGCUGUGCUGUUGAGGGACAGCCACCUGAUCUUUUGGUCAAUCUGCCGGCACUCGAAGGGGACACAGUAGACGUGUUAGAGGAAGAGCUUAUCGCUGGAGGCAUCGCUUUCGCUGUUGUAGACAAAACCUCUCCCACAUUUGGCAGGCCAGAUGUUCUACAGAGAGGAGAGAAAGCAGAGUUGGACCUCUUUGUUGAUGUGGCCACCCUUCCACUUCUACACAAACCAUCAAAAACACCUUUUAAAGCAGAUUUUUUGACUCUGUCUUCCCCAAAGCUCUCUGGCAUGGUGGACGCAUCUGUUCCCAGAACUCAGAAGAACUUUGUUGAACAUGAAGAUGUGGAGUUGGGGUCAGAGGGUACUUCAGGAGAGCAGGAGGUUGAGAAAGUGUCAAAGUUGUUUCAAGAGCUGGAUAAGUUGGCUGCUGUUUCAUUAGACACACACAUCCCAGAGGCUCUGGUGAGGAGCUGGGCUGCUGAUAUGGUUGUGGCUCUGGAUGCACUGCAUCAGGAGGGAAUCAUAUGCCGAGACCUGAACCCCAGCAACAUACUGCUAAACAACACAGGUCGUGUGCAGCUGACCUAUUUCUGCAGCUGGAGUGAUGUAGAGGAGUCAUGUGACCCUAACGCCUUCUCUAAGAUGUACUGCGCACCAGAAGUGGGCGGAAUCUGUGAAGAGACGCUAGCGUGUGAUUGGUGGAGUUUGGGAGCCCUUUUAUUUGAGCUCAUAGUUGGAAAGUCUCUCCAUCAGUGUCAUCCUGCUGGGAUUGGUAGACACUCAUCCCUGAACAUCCCAGAGUUUGUGUCGGAGGAGGCUCGCUCUCUGCUGGAACAGUUGUUGCAGUAUAAUCCAGUGGAACGGCUUGGCGCGGGAGUAGGCGGUGUGGAGGAUAUUAAGUCUCAUCCUUUCUUUUCUCAUGUGAACUGGACCAAUUAAACUAUCAGAUGCAUUACUAGAAUGAGAUGAAAGAUCUAAACUGUCUAAAAUCCAUCUAUAUGUACAAAAACAAUGUCAUAAAUGCUGCAGGACAUGUUUAUUUUACACAUACUCUUACCUACAAAUGGCCAAAGCUCACUGUCAAGUCUCUAGCAGUAAGAGGAAAAGGGAUGUUACUGUUUUCGAAAAAAAAAAAAAAAAAAAAAAAAAAAUUGUUUAAACCAGGAUUAGCGAUUCAAAUUCAAGAGUCACUUGAAAGAAUAGGAAGAGUUUGAGGAUGUUUCCUGUUCAUAUCAGAUGAGAAUAUGGUUCCCAAACCUGGUCCUGGAGUUCCCCCAACCCAACACAUUUUGGAUGUCUCCCCAGGUAAAAAACAAAGUACAUUUCUAUAAUGUACUUAAAGUGCUCUGGUUUUGCGCACUAAUUUUGUACUUAAUAUACUAAAAAUUCUUCUUUAGUACUUCUUAAGAUAAUCUUAGUAUACUCAACUCAGCUAUUUUGAGACACCAUAAAAUAUGAACUAAAAUGUACUUUUGAUAUACUAUCUCUGUAUUUAAAAAAUGUACUUAGUUACCACUUAUAGUACACUUGAACCCAUAGUGUGCUACAAGUGGUAACUAAAUACAUUUUUUAAAUACAGAGAUAGUAUAUUAGAAGCACUUUUUUUGUUCAUAUUUCAUGGUGUCUCAAAAUAGCACAGUUGAGUACACUUAGAUGUUCUUAAGAUUAUCUUAAUAUACUAAAAAUUCUUCUAUAGUACUUCUUAAGUACAAAAUUAGUGUGCGAAAAUAGAGCACUUCAAGUACAUUAUAGAAAUGUACUUUUUUUUCCCACCUGGGUCCCCAUAUUUAAACACACAUAAUUCAUCUAAUCAGCUCGUUAGUAGAGACUUUUAGAGAGACAUCCAAAAUGUGUAGUAUUGGGACCAGGGUUUGGAACCGCUGCUAUAUGUAACUGUAUAUAAAUUAAACUGCUUGUGUAUGGGUGUGUUUAAUUUAUAAUGUAUUUAUAAAAAGCAGCUGGCAAAUUUCAUUGCAUGAACAUCUUUAGCAUGUGCUAUAAUGCACAUUUGCCCUGAUUGUUUGAUUUAAAUUGAUCACUGUCACAUUUAUCAUUACAUCACUACACAGUCUCCACUAACCCGUCUAAUGCUCUGUUAUUUAUUAAAUGCUCUGUGUCAAUGGGCUCAUAUUGGUUCUUUCACUUGAUGUAUUACUUUCUCAAGGAUGGUUCAUACUCUUGCAGACAAAUAUAACUACAGAGCUCAAUGGAAUGGAGAAUAACCAUUUUAAAAGGUGCUUGUGAAUCAGUUUAUUUUAAGUGUUACGUUAAAUGUGCAGCAAGUUUAAGAUUUCAGUUUAAUUAAAAUUUGUAUCAACCGUUUUAGUUAAAUACUUUUGAGCAUCUGUUAAAUUCUUGUUUCUCUGUAUAACCUAUUUUCCCUUCUGUUAAUCUCAAUUAGAAUCAAAGAAGUGAAAAUCAGGAUAAUUGUUCGUCCUACCGGUGUGCGAGUUAUGCAGCUUUCUCUCAAUUUUACCAGGGAAGAAAAUCCGGUUGAUUGCCUCGCCAGUCCAAGCAAUGCAUCAGUAUAUGGAUGUCCGCAAGGAAAGAACAGUUCUUUAUCGGGAACCUUAAUGGAACUUCUUCCCCAACCCCCUAUCCCUACCCCUACCUCCACUCCUACCUCCUCCUCUCGAAGAAGACUGUGUGUGUGUUUUGUUUGCUUUUAUUUAAUCUUCAAACAAACAACCUGGCCUUGCAAACACAAAGCUGAAAUCAUCAGUUACUUUACUUUCUUAAAUAUGAACUUUCAGUUUACAACUUAUUCAACAUUUCAGUACAUGCACACCAAUAUACAUUUACAAUGUAACUCAUUAACAUUUGAGUAAAACAUAGCACACCAAAUCACAUUUUCAGUGUAUACAUUGUCUGUCUCAUUUUUACUCACUAAAUGACUUUAAACCUCGA